Messenger RNA from Scheffersomyces amazonensis, 1728 nucleotides. RefSeq names its product Pex3p (gene PEX3). The transcript has a single exon. The record is from RefSeq and is a predicted model, not a curated record. Gene Ontology annotation, cellular component: peroxisomal membrane. Lineage: Eukaryota; Fungi; Ascomycota; Pichiomycetes; Serinales; Debaryomycetaceae. Gene Ontology annotation, biological process: protein import into peroxisome membrane. The coding region runs from base 177 to 1667 and encodes 496 amino acids. Gene Ontology annotation, molecular function: protein-macromolecule adaptor activity.
AAUCCAUAUUUACGACGAUAAUAUUAACUACUUUAUGUACAUAAAUUACAAGAAUUAGUUAUAAAUAAUUUAGAACUUCUUCUUAGUGAAUAUACUAAUUAAAUUGAAUUGAAAAUUUAUUGAUUAAUUGAUAAUAUCCCCUUAAAUUCCUUAGACUAAUACGAAGUAUAUCUAUAAUGGCUAUCUUCUCAUCAUUAGCAUCAUUUUUUAAUCGUCACAAGAGGAAAAUCCUUAUUACAUCUGCUGCUACGAUCUCAGUAUAUUACUUAAUUAAUCAAUUUAUAAUUAAGAAAUUUAGAGAUUAUCAGAAUUCUUUAAGACAAGAAUAUAUCUUUAAGCAACAGAUUAAACAGAGAUUUAUUCAAACUCAACAGGAUUGUUAUUAUACUAUACUUGCAUUAUUACCUGUAUUGACAUCACCAAUAAUCGAGCAUUUACCGGUCGAAUUAAUUACGCAAGCAUUGAGAUUAAAGAAAAACACGUCAUCAUCACAGCAACCUCAAACGAUAGCACAUGAUACUAAUGGAAAUACAACUAUUAAUAGUGAAUUAACUACAGAUAAUUUAAAUAUUUUGGAUAAUAGUAAUAAUAGUGGUAGUAAUAAUAGUAACAAUAAUAAUGAGAAAUCUAAAUUGAAUGUUUAUUUAAAUAAAUCAAAGGUGGAAUUAUGGAAUUUAUUAAAAAUUCAAACUAUAACUAGAACGUUGACAUUAUUAUAUUCUAUUUCGGGUUUAUUAUUGGUGACAAGAUUACAAUUAAAUAUUCUUGCUCGGAGAUCAUACUUAGAAUCAGCUAUAAUUAUGGCUGGGGCUAAGCCUACUCAAACCAAUCCAGACAUCAAUCCACAUGAUAAUUACAUUGUUGAGCAAAGUUAUUUAUCAUUAAGUUGGUGGUUAUUAAAUAAGGGAUGGCUUAAUUUAAAUUCAUAUAUUGAACCAAUUGUGAUUGAGAAGUUUGCUCAAAUAAAUCCUAAGAAUGAAUUAACGAUUAAUCAAUUUGAUGGCAUUUUACAACAAUUAAUUAAACAAAUAAAUCACGAACAUAGAGAUAAUGUAUUAAGAAAUUUAUUUCCCAAUAAUUAUGAUGACUUGAUUGAAUCUAUCUUAAAUACUAAUCCAAGUCUUACCAAUCAAUUGGAUUUACCUGAUUCAAAUUUUACAAAAUUAAUUAGUGAAACGAGUCACAUAAUGAUAAAUGAUCCAUAUUUUUUUAGCUUAUAUUCCAACUUAGUCUCCAAUGGAUUAAGUACUUUAAUUGCUAAUUUAUCUUUAAAUUUAAAUCAUGGUGGAGGAUCUAGUAGUUUAUUAGUUUCAUCAGGAAAUAACUUAAAGGAAGGUGAACAAUUUUCAGAAGAAUUAUUGCUUAGUAGUAAUAGUAUUAAACCUUACAAAUUAGCUAGCUUUUUAGCUCAAUUAUCGAUUCAAAAUGGUAUAUUGAUUGAUAAUGAUAAUCUUAAAGAUGAAGAUGAAGAUAAUUCCAAUCAAUUUAAUGAUGAUGAUAUUGAAGGAUUUAUUAAUACAUUAGCAAAUAAUGAUGGAAUCUUUAAUUCACCAUUAAAUGAAAAUAAAGGUAAUAGUCAUUUAUCUGGGAAUGUUUAUCUUAACACUUUAAAUGAAACAGAGGAAUUAGACGAAUUCAGUGCUGGUAUUUAUUCCAACUUUGAAUAAAUUAGUUAUUCAUAGAGUUUAUAUAUAUAUAUAUUCAAUACAAAUACUAAUAAUACUCCGU